CAAAAUAGAAGAUUUCCUUGCUUCCUGUGCCACCGCCCUCUCUCUCUCUUAGUUUUACAGACAUAGAAAUAAGAAACCCUGAAACAGAGAUAAAACAAAGCACAAGUUUUGAGUGUGUUUUUAGUGUCUCUCUCUUUCUCUGUCCUUAAAACAACCGCCUUUAUUACAGAAACACCCCUUCCUUCUUAUAAUCUCUUUACCAUCUCUUCUCUUCACAGAGGAGAAACAAAGAGCUGAGACAGAAACUCUCUCUCUCUGUGCCCAAAAUUCUGUUCUGUGAAAACCCACAAAUCUAAGAGAAAUUAUGAAUAAACAAGAUGUGAUGAAGCUUCAGACUUGUGUUCUGAAAGUAAACGUACACUGUGAAGGCUGUAAACAUAAAGUGAAGAAACAGUUGCAGAAAAUCGAAGGCGUGUACUCUGUAAAAGCAGAUGUAGAACAGGGGAAAGUCACAGUCACAGGAAACGUUGACCCAGCGAUUUUGGUUAAGAAACUGAGCAAAUCUGGCAAACACGCCGAGAUCAUAGGCGGUGGAGGAGGAGGAGGAGGCGGCGGGAAAGGGUUUCCUAAUCUGAGUGGGCAAUUUGCUAAUCUCAACAUGAAUGGUAACAAUAAGCCUAAAGGUGGAAAAGAGAGCAACCAAGUGAAGGGAAAAGCUAAUGGUGGUGGCCAGAGUCAUGGUCAUGGUCAUCCAAUGCAACUAACUCCUCAGCAGAUUCAACAGAUGAUGAUGAUGAAAGCUGCUGCUCAAGGUGGUGGUGGUGGUCAUGGUGGGAAAGAUAUGAAGAUGAUGCCUCCUGUGGCAUCAAAGGAUCAGAAGAAGUCGGUUAAGUUUGCGGAUGAAGACGAUGAGGAUUUCAGUGAUGAUGAUUACGACGAUGAGGACUUCAGUGAGGAUGAUUAUGAUGAUGAUGAGUUCGAUGACGAUGAGGAUGAGGAUGGUGAGAUGGGAGGACAUGGUCACAUGCCUCCUAAUAAGGUGAUGAUGAUGCCUAACAAGAUUCCUCCCAUGGGUCAUCAUGGCGCUGGUGGGCCUAAGGGUCCUAAUGAGAUGAUGAUGAUGAUGAAUGGGUUCAAGGCCGGUGGUGGCGGCGGAGGAGGAGGAGGAGCGGGGAAGAAAGGUGGUGGUGGUGGUGGGUUUGAGAUUCCGGUGCAAAUGAAGGGGAUGGUUGAGGGUAAAUUAGGAAAAGAGGGUAAAAAAGGAGGUAAAGGAGACAAUGGUAAGAAAGAAGGAAAAGAGAAGAAUAAAGGAGGUGGGGGCAAAGCCGGAAAAACAGAUGCCAAAAGUGGUGGUGGCCUUCUAGGGUUUUUCAAAAAGGGUAAAAGCGGAAAAAAAGAUGAGAAGAAGGGAGCUAGUAGUAAGAAAGAAGGCGGUGGGGGUGAUAAGGUAAAAUCCUCCGGUGGUGGUGGUGGAGGAGGAGGAGUUGUUCAUCAUUAUGAUAAUGGGCCUAAAAAAGGAGGAGGUGGGUCCAAAGGAGGAGCCCAUGGGACCCACGAUAUUGAAGAGCUUAUGAAACACAGUAAAGGAGGAGGAGGUAACAAGGGCAAUCAUAAUCAUAGCGCCAAGGGAAUUGGUGGGCCAAUGAGUCAAGGUGGUCCCAUGGGUAUGAUGGGUCAAGGUGGUCCAAUGGGUAUGAUGGGUCAACCAGGUCCGAUGGGUAGUAUGAUGGGUCCAAUGGGCGGUUCAUACCCGGCGGUUCAAGGCUUGCCGAUGAGUGGAGGAGGAGGAUUUUAUCCGCCACCGCCGCAGGCAAAUCAUCCAAUGAACCAACAACAACAGUAUAUGCAAAUGAUGAUGAACCAGCAGCAACAACAACAACAGCAACAACAAGCGGCAGCUCAUGGAGGCUAUGGCGGUGGUGGUGACAUGUACCAUCCGAUGAUGUAUGCUCGGCCUUAUCCGGCAGUGAAUUAUGCUCAUCCUCCCCCAAUGCCACCUCCACACGCGGAUUCUUAUACGGAUAUGUUUAGCGAUGAGAAUCCAGGUGGUUGUAGUAUCAUGUGAUCUUUCUUUGUAAUGUUAAUUAGAAAACCGAAUAUGAAUGUUUGUCUUAGUCUUAUGUUUUUUUUUUUUUUGGGCUGUCCUUUUUAACUGUGCCGAGGAUUUGAAACAAAAUGUGCUUUAAUUUUGUUAGUGGAAUGAUGUUUAUAAUA
Eutrema salsugineum is the source of this 2154-nucleotide messenger RNA. Its product is annotated as heavy metal-associated isoprenylated plant protein 34. Gene Ontology annotation, molecular function: metal ion binding. The record is from RefSeq and is a predicted model, not a curated record. NCBI's taxonomy places the organism in Eukaryota, Viridiplantae, Streptophyta, Magnoliopsida, Brassicales, Brassicaceae. The transcript has 3 exons. Bases 305 to 2005 code for a protein of 566 amino acids.